This is a messenger RNA of Westerdykella ornata, 1185 nucleotides long. RefSeq lists its product as uncharacterized. Gene Ontology annotation, cellular component: extracellular region. Gene Ontology annotation, biological process: carbohydrate metabolic process. The transcript has 4 exons. Gene Ontology annotation, molecular function: cellulose binding. Lineage: Eukaryota; Fungi; Ascomycota; Dothideomycetes; Pleosporales; Sporormiaceae. The record is from RefSeq and is a predicted model, not a curated record. Bases 1 to 1185 code for a protein of 394 amino acids.
AUGUUGGCGUGGCUAUUAUGGCUGGGCUUCGCAGUGCGUACUGCAUUCGGACAGGCGAAUUUCACGACCGGUCAAAAGUUUCAGAUCAUCCUACUAGGGACGCCGGACACAGCUAAAAUGCCAUUACCGCCAACAGAUGCUCCAGUUUGGGACAUUGACCUAUUCGACAGCGACAAAUCGACGAUACAAACAUUGAAAGCCGCUGGGAAGAUUGUCAUAUGUUACUUCAGCGCAGGAACAGUGGAGGAUUGGAGAGACGAUGUUCGAGAGUUUCCAGCUGGAGAUGUUGGCAAGGUCCUGCCGGAAUGGCCGAAUGAAAAGUGGAUUCGUGUCGGAAGUCCCAAGAUUAGGGAGAUAAUGGCGAAGCGCAUUAAAUUGGCUGCAGAUAAAGGGUGCGAUGCGAUAGAUCCGGACAACACAGAUGGCUAUCAAAACGACAACGGCCUUAAUCUCCGCAACACGGACGCUAUCGAUUACAUGCGCUGGAUGCAACAAACCGCUGCAAGCUACGGCAUGAAAAUCGGCCUGAAAAACAGCCUGGAUAUCCUCGGGCCUCUGUCCCCCAUCAUGGACUUCGCCGUCAACGAACAAUGCGCCCAACUCAACGAAUGCUCCGUGUAUAACAAUUUUCUCGCGUCCGGGAAACCGGUCUUCCAUAUCGAGUAUCCCACUCCGUUGGAUCAGAACCAAGCAGGCGCAGUGUAUUGCACUGGGCCAGGAACGAAUGGGAUGAGCACCGUUUUGAAGGAGUUGGGACUGACGGGCUUGACAAUAUACUGCGAUAGGAGCCAGGUUAACACACCCACAAAGUCCGGUUCUAACCCUGGCAGACCAUCGUUUUCGAGGCCGCCCCGUCCUAGUAGAACGUCUCGCCCUCCGCCAUCCACCUCGUCGCGCACGCCUAUUACAACAAGCAGACCCAGCACGACAAUUAUACCCAGCACGACAACCAUACCCAGCACAACAAUCAGACCCAGCACGACAGUCAGACCUAGCACGACAAGCAGGCCUUCUCCGUCGUCGAGGACGUCAUCAAGCCAGAGGCCGACAUCUUCUCCUGGAGGAGGUUGCAGGUCAAAGCACUGGGAUCAGUGUGGUGGGCAGAACUGGAAUGGAUGCACGGUUUGUGAGUCGCCGUAUAGAUGUCAAGCAGUCAGUCCGCCGUGGUAUUACCAAUGUUUAUAA